This is a messenger RNA of Cylicostephanus goldi, 630 nucleotides long. NCBI's taxonomy places the organism in Eukaryota, Metazoa, Nematoda, Chromadorea, Rhabditida, Strongylidae. The record is from the annotation of a GenBank genome assembly.
AUGGUGCUAUGCGAGCAAGUGCUGAUCCCAGCCAUACCAACGGUUUUACGAGACCAUGAACAACUUGGUGCCGAAGUUAUUGGCAGGCUACGAUAUACCAGAGGUACGGUAAUCCUUUCAUUCAUGCCCAAAGUCUAUCUGGUGCUUCUAGCUGAGAACAGUCAUUUCCUGAACACUCUGGUAGAGCAGGCCAUGACUUGGGUAGACAACUAUACUCGACAACCAUUGCUGGUUCCCUUAUCAUGCUGGAUAGCUCCACCAAUUAUGAAAAAGUGCAGGACGUUUACCAUUAAGGGAAUUGUUGAGGACUGGAAACCCGGCCAAACAGUGCUUGCUCCGACCUUCAACCAUCAGCAUGUUCUCAUCUCUGGAAAUCAGUCAGCCGUUGGAGUGAUCUACAUGUACCACAUAGCCGCACAAUCUCUUAUGACCACAUUUAUUGGUAAAUUUUUUGUAUCGAAAAUGCAAAAUAGUUGCAAGCCGAGUUCUAGGACACACUGCAAAUGUGACAUCGUUGUGCAGCAGUACAAGCGGCUCAUUCUUUGUGAGCACUUCGGUGGACAAGACAGUUCGGAUAUGGAGCCUCAUGAAUGUGAGCAAAAUUAUUAUUGCUUUAUAAGAAUGUGUUGA